Dermacentor albipictus is the source of this 2836-nucleotide messenger RNA. Its product is annotated as metabotropic glutamate receptor 1-like. The record is from RefSeq and is a predicted model, not a curated record. Gene Ontology annotation, cellular component: postsynaptic density membrane; plasma membrane. NCBI's taxonomy places the organism in Eukaryota, Metazoa, Arthropoda, Arachnida, Ixodida, Ixodidae. Gene Ontology annotation, molecular function: G protein-coupled receptor activity involved in regulation of postsynaptic membrane potential; adenylate cyclase inhibiting G protein-coupled glutamate receptor activity. Gene Ontology annotation, biological process: G protein-coupled glutamate receptor signaling pathway; regulation of synaptic transmission, glutamatergic.
CGUAGUUCUAGCUAACUGGCCAGAAUGAAAGUCCAUCAUUCGUGGAGCACAUUAUGCGAGGCGUUGUGAGGAAUAUGCUGCUACCGCUCCUCUUCGUCGCACUGGUCGUGGCGGAGUGGGGUAACUCAGCGCGCUACUAUUACAAGUCGACGGAGAAGGAGGACUUCCUCAUCGGAGCGCUAUUUCCCAUUCAUCGGCCCCCGUACACCAAGGAGGACGACUCCAGUAGCUGUGGCGAAGUCUGGGAACUGCCCGGUAUCCAGCGAUUCGAGGCCGCGCUGCAGACCGUGGACGACAUCAACUCGCGGCCGGACCUGCUGCCCAACUCCACGCUCGGCAUCCAGGUGCGCGACAGCUGCCAGUACACGGCCAUCGCGCUCGAGCAAGUCUCCCACAUGAUCCGGCGAUCGGCGUGGUCCAAAAUCGAGUACCGCGAGGAACCGCACCCGUACCACCGGCCGCCACCCGAAGAGGACCUCAUGCACGCCGUACGUUGCGAAGACACGUCUCCGGAGAAAAAUAUGGUGGCCAUGGUCGGCCCGCUGCUAGAAGGCGGCGCCAUCGACGUGCACAGCCUGAUGAGCCUCUUCAAGAUUCCUGUGGUCGGCUACGCGUUCGACGGGCUGCAGCCCGACUUGAGCUCGACGCAGGGCUACUACGUCAGCGUGGCGCCAUCGAACGAGUCGACGCAGGCACGAGCCAUGGCCGACCUGGUGACGUACUUCAACUGGACCUACGUCUCUACAGUCUUCACCAACGAUGUUGCGAACGAAGCCGCCUUGGCAGAGUUCAUGGUGGUGUCCAAGGACCGAGGCGUCUGCAUCGCGCAAUUUCUGGCACUGAGCUCCAGCGCGACGAACACGGAGUACUACGAGGCGAUAGCCAACCUGCAGAAAUACGAGAGCAGCCGAGUGGUGGUGUGCUUCUGCUCCUCCGUCACCGUCGUCAGGCUGCUCAGCGUCAUUCGCGACACGAACAUCACGGGACGCUUCACGCUCCUCGUAAGUGAAUCAUGGAUGGCGGACAUGGAACUUCUGACGGGCUUCGAAGAACAAGUUGCCGGUAGUCUCGCUUUCCGCAAUCACGCAGAGCCAGACGAUAUGUUCAAGGCAUACUACACGAGCCUCAACCCAGGCAACAACGUCAGAAACCCAUGGUUUCCCGAGUUCUGGGAAACUAAGUUCCAGUGUUCACUUGGCCGUCAAGGUGGAACUGCUGGAAAGUAUGAGCGGGAAUGCACAGGGAAAGAGUCGCUCAGUGAUGGCUAUGAGCAAGACGCACAAAUUGACGGAGUCAAAAGUGCCAUCUACCUGGUCGCUCGGGCACUGCACAACAUGUUGCAAGACUACUGCCAGACGAGCGUCGACAAGAAUUGCUAUCGGCACAUCCACGUCAACGGCGACCAGUUUUUCGAAUACCUCGAAGACGCAGCCCCUGUGUACCAGCGAAGCAUACCUGAGCUCAAUAAAGAACGCAGUGCGACCCCGUGGUACGACGUGGUUAAUUUCGUCAAGUCCGAGGACGGAAAAUACGGCAUCAAGACCGUCGCGUCGUGGUCCGACAACCAGCUCACGGUGCUCAAGACGCCCGAGUGGAACGCGCAGGGCAGCACCGAGGUUCCUCUGUCCGAGUGCGGAAGGCCGUGUCCACUUGGACACGUGAAGAUCCACGAAUCGAUCACAAACCCGUGCUGCUGGAAAUGCGUACAGUGCGCCGACAACCAGUACGUGGUGGACGAUUACAUCUGCGCCCAGUGCAAGCAGGGAACGUGGCCGAACGAGAACAUGGAUGGUUGUGACUCGAUCCCUCAGAAGUACGCACAGUGGACCGAGACCGCGUCCGUAAUGGUCUUGGUCAUCUCUGUCCUGUCCAUUACAAACACCGUCUGCACGACGGCCAUCUUCAUCCGGUACGCCCACUCGCCCAUCGUCAAGACGACGUCGCGAGCGCUGUCCUUCCUCGUGCUGGCGGGUGUCCUGCUCAGCGAGGCGGGCACCUUCGCCGUCGUCUCGAAGCCCUCCGUGACGUCCUGCCUCCUCGAGCGACUCUGUCCCGUGCUGGGGGUGGCCACGGUGUACGCGGCCAUCUUCGCCAAGACCUACGGGCUCUGCCGCGUCCUGUCGUUGGCCGAGAGGCAGGGCUUCCCUGCGGCCGUCAACGCGCGGAUCGUGAGCAGCGGGACGCAGCUGGCCAUCGCGGGAGGCCUGGUGGCCCUGCAGUUCUUCACCACGGCCGCCAUGCUCGCCUUCCAGAGACCGGGAACCGUACAAGUCUACCCGGCACCGAAUCGUUCUGUUCUCAUCUGCGACUCGACCGACCUCGCCCAUUUCCUGCCGUGGGGUUACAACUUCCUCCUGAUGGCCCUGUGCACGGUGUGCGCCUUCAAGGUCAGGAAUCUUCAGACCAGCUUCAACGAGGCCAAGAUGAUCGGUUUCGCGAUGUACGCGACGGCGAUCAUAUGGGUCGCUUACCUGGCCGUGUACGUCGGCAGCGAGAACAACCGGAAGUUGUCGCUCUGCCUCGCCAUAAGCGGGUCCUCUCAGGUGCUCGUCGCGCUCCUCUUCCUGACCAAGAUAUACGCACUCCUCUCCGAGACCGUGAAGAACGCCUGCUGCUCCGUGCUCGGCGCUCGACCAGAAGCAGCCAGCACUGUCUCGAUAGUCCAGGAUAUCGGACGUGAGGGCCCGCAGAGCCCCAGCGGGUCGCUCGAGAGUUUGGCUCAAGAUAAAAUAAACUGAUGCGUUCUGUGCCCGUUCCUAAGCGUAUCAUGGCCGCAGCUUCGUAAGAACAGGAGCUGCCGCGUCCCUUUCUCCAUAUCCUUGUUCACCCGACUCCU